Messenger RNA from Malassezia sympodialis ATCC 42132, 765 nucleotides. It is a transcript of the gene RPL7A, whose product is annotated as 60S ribosomal protein uL30. NCBI's taxonomy places the organism in Eukaryota, Fungi, Basidiomycota, Malasseziomycetes, Malasseziales, Malasseziaceae. Gene Ontology annotation, molecular function: RNA binding; structural constituent of ribosome. The record is from RefSeq and is a predicted model, not a curated record. Gene Ontology annotation, biological process: maturation of LSU-rRNA from tricistronic rRNA transcript (SSU-rRNA, 5.8S rRNA, LSU-rRNA). Gene Ontology annotation, cellular component: cytosolic large ribosomal subunit.
AUGUCUGCUGCCGCCACGGUCAAGACCUCUGUACCUAGCGCCAAGGAUGUGCUCGUUCCGGAAACGCUUCUGAAGAAGCGCAAGGCUGACGCCAAGCUCCGCGAGGAAAAGCAGGCCAAGGCUCUUGAACUGCGUAAGCUCCGCAAGCAGAAGCGCCAGGUCAUCUUCAAGCGUGCUGAGCAGUACAUGCAGGAGUACAAGGCCGCCGAGCGCGAGCAGAUUCGCCUGCGUCGCCUGGCUAAGUCGCAGGGCGACUUUUUCGUGCCUGCUCAGCCACGCGUGGCCUUUGUUGUCCGUAUCCGUGGUGUUUGCAACAUCCCUCCCAAGCCCCGCAAGAUUAUGCAGCUGCUCCGUCUUCUGCAGAUCAACAACGGUGUCUUCAUCAAGCUGACCAAUGCUACCCAGCAAAUGCUUCAGCUCAUUGCUCCCUACGUGGCCUGGGGCGAACCUAACCUGAAGACCAUCCGCGAACUGAUCUACAAGCGUGGCUUCGCUAAGGUCAACAGGCAGCGCAUCCCUAUUACCGACAACACUAUCAUUGAGCAGCAGCUUGGCAAGUACGGCAUUAUCUCGGUCGAGGACCUUGUUCACGAGAUUGCGACGGCCGGUCCUAACUUCAAGGCGGCCAGUCAGUUCCUGUGGCCCUUCCAGCUGUCGAACCCUACUGGUGGUUUCAGGGCUCGCAAGCUCAAGCACUUCGUCGAGGGUGGUGAUGCUGGUGACCGCGAGUCGGACAUUAACCGCCUUGUGCGCCGUAUGAACUAA